AUGGAUCCUUUAAAGUACCUAUUUGAAGUACCGACGCUAGUUGGAAAAUUGGCCAAAUGGUUGGUCCUACUGUCUGAAUUUGAUAUUGUGUAUGAGACUCGAAAAACUAUCAAAGGGCGUGUAGUGGCCGAAUUUCUUUCUGAAAAUCCAGUUAAUGAAGAGGAAGAAGUCGAAACAGCCUUCCCGGAUGAGAGUCUCAAGCUAGUAGAGGUCCAGCCAUGGAAAAUGUACUUUGAUGGGGUCAUGAAUAAAAGCGGGCGAUGCAGGGUAGUUUUGGAAGCACCGAAUGGAGAACAAUUGUUAAUGUCAAAAAGGCUAUGUUUCCCAACCACUAAUAAUAUUGCAGAAUAUGAGGCUUGCAUUUGUGGCCUAGAGGCAUUAAUAGCUGUUGGGGCUAAAAAAGUGGAGGUGUUUGGAGAUUCAAUGCUAGUAGUUUCCCAUAUUAAAGGUGAAUGGGAAUUGAAAGAAGAAAAGUUGAGGCCAUACAGGUAUGCUAAGAAACUAUUAUUUAGCUUUGAGGAAGUGACAAUGAAGCACAUGCCUAGAGCUUAG
This is a messenger RNA of Hevea brasiliensis (rubber tree), 552 nucleotides long. RefSeq lists its product as uncharacterized. Bases 1 to 552 code for a protein of 183 amino acids. The record is from RefSeq and is a predicted model, not a curated record. Gene Ontology annotation, molecular function: nucleic acid binding; RNA-DNA hybrid ribonuclease activity. Lineage: Eukaryota; Viridiplantae; Streptophyta; Magnoliopsida; Malpighiales; Euphorbiaceae. The transcript has a single exon.